Molecule: messenger RNA, 867 nt
Organism: Papaver somniferum (opium poppy)
Lineage: Eukaryota; Viridiplantae; Streptophyta; Magnoliopsida; Ranunculales; Papaveraceae
Product: protein YIF1B-like
Exons: 4
Coding region: 1-867 (288 amino acids)
Biological process (GO): endoplasmic reticulum to Golgi vesicle-mediated transport
Cellular component (GO): endoplasmic reticulum membrane; endoplasmic reticulum-Golgi intermediate compartment; Golgi membrane
Source: RefSeq, a predicted model, not a curated record
AUGUAUCAAUACAUCAGUAAUGACCCAAAAUCAUCAAGCAAUGUUAAUGGCAAUGUACAAAGGCCAAGCAUAUUAAUGAAUGGGAAAAAACAGAACCCAUAUGAGAAAGGAUUCAUGUUUGGAGCAGCUGAAUCUGAACUCAUCCAAAGUGGGUUGAUCGGAGCUUAUGGCGAAAAGAUUAUGGAAUCAGGUUCUAAAUAUGUUCAAAGCAAUAUGAGUAGAUAUUUCUCGGAUCCGCAAUAUUAUUUCCAAGUGAAUGAUGAUUAUGUCGUGAACAAGUUGAAAGUUAUCUUGUUUCCAUUUACCCACAAGGGACAAUGGACUAGGAUAACUGAACCAGUUCAUGUUAACCAGGGAAAACUAUCCUACAAACCUCCAAUUUAUGAUAUAAAUGCACCUGAUCUGUACAUUCCAUUGAUGGCCUUCGUUACCUAUGUAUUUCUCUCUGGACUCCUGCUGGGUCUUCUUGGGAGGUUCAGUCCAGAAGCUCUACAUAGACAGUUCACAAAGGGAUUGCUUGGUUGGAUUCUACAAGUGCUGCUUCUUAAAGGAAUAUUACACUCGUUAGGGAAUGACGAAACGCCAUUGCUGGAUAUUGUUUCCUACUCUGGAUAUGCUUUUGCUGGUGUUGUGAUAUCCGUGGCCGGCAGAAUAAUUUUGCUGGGGAAUCCUAGUUACUACUACUACACUGUAAUAGGAUGGGAAUGCUUGUGCAUGGCUGUGUUUCUGGUUAAAAUCAUGAAAAGGGUAGUUUUUACUGAAGGAUCUUGUAGAUACAAAUUGUACUCCACCAAGAGACACUAUCUUUUGCUUUUGGUUGCUGUUGCUCAGAUCCCAUUACUAUUUUGGCUAUGCAACAUUUAUUAA